AUGCGCGCUUUCACUUCGGGGCUCCGCCCACUCAACGCUCUGUCGCAAUCCAUCACUCGCUCCUCGCGCUUCCUCUCUACACAACCCCUGCGCUCCCGCUCAUCUAUCACAUCAACUAUCCCUCAGUCGCGUAUUUUCACCCAGACCCAGCUGCGUUACAACUCAAGCGCCCCUCGCCCACUCACUGAGGCGCCCAAGAGUCAAACCGAGAAAGAAGCGGAAUGGGAGGCGGCGAACCAGGAACGUCGCAAGAACGAAGAAGCCUAUCGAAUUACCUUCACCUGCAAACCCUGCGGUCAUCGCUCUGCGCAUCGCAUGUCAAAGCAGGGCUACCACCGCGGAACUGUCCUUAUCCAGUGUCCUUCAUGCCAGUCGCGCCACGUCAUGAGUGACCACCUCGGGGUCUUCUUCGAUAAGAAGACUACUCUUGAGGAUCUGUUGAAGGAGAAGGGUCAGGCAUUGACUCAUGGUCACACUGAUGGAAGCCUUGAGUUCUGGGAUGAUGGCACAGUGAAGAGCUAUGACUUGGAGGGCAAGGAGAAACUUGGGUCUCCCGAGGAAGAGAAGAAGAUUGGGUCCUCCAAUGAGCCGUCGACUUAA
Messenger RNA from Penicillium brevicompactum, 600 nucleotides. Its product is annotated as DNL-type zinc finger protein. The record is from RefSeq and is a predicted model, not a curated record. Lineage: Eukaryota; Fungi; Ascomycota; Eurotiomycetes; Eurotiales; Aspergillaceae. Gene Ontology annotation, biological process: protein import into mitochondrial matrix; protein stabilization; protein folding. Gene Ontology annotation, molecular function: protein-folding chaperone binding; zinc ion binding. The transcript has a single exon. The coding region runs from base 1 to 600 and encodes 199 amino acids. Gene Ontology annotation, cellular component: mitochondrion.